GAAGAAUCAUACAGUAUCAAAAUAAGCCUCCGGAGAGAUUAGAUUAAUUUAAUAACACACUGGACUUCUAUUUUAGUGUGUUAAAGAGAGUGGCUGUGGCUCCGACUAUUCUGUAUGGUAUGUAUGUGUAUAAUUGAGCAGAACAGCGAUGUGGAACUCAAUUAGUCAACUCCUUACUGUUACAGCAGAAAACAGUUCACAAAAUAAUGACGUAGUAUCUCAAAAUAAUGACUUACUAUCUCAAAAUAAUGACUUAGUAUGUCAAAAUAAUGAGAGCAGUUUACUUAAUAAUAAUUUAAAAAAUGUGCUGGAUUAUUUUUACUUUUUUAGGCGGCGGGAACAUGCUUCCAUAGUUUACUCAAUAGUUUAAUAAAAUAAAAAAAUGCAUAGAUAACCCAGUUAGUUAGCUAUCUGUGAGAGUAGAGUGGCGUGCUGGAGAUAGAGAGUUAAGGCACUAUAUUUUUAAAAUUUCUCAUGUUUAAUUUCUUCUCAAAUUUGUUUUCAGAACCAAGAAACUGCAACAAGUUUUUUUUCAAGUUCUUGCCACCAUCUACAGGGAUGAGAGAGAAUAUUCAAGGAAGAUCUAUGAUGUUGGCAACACUGAGCAUCUUAUUGAAACAGCAUCGGCAGAACAACUUGGAUAUGUUGUUGUGAGAAUUCUGAAAUUCAACCCACAAUUUCAGGAAUUUAUUGACGUAGAUAGGAAUGUAGACAUCAGGAACUUAGAUAGAUUCCAGCUGUUCUUAUCAUGCAAAGAGACUGAAUCAUCUCAACCUAUGGCCACUUCAGUGUCCCAAGCUCAGCAUACUCAAGUUUCACAAGAGCAUGACAAACUGAGGUCCAUUUUGGAAAAGAAAGCACCAGAGACACUUGAUGAACUCAAAACCAAAGGCACUGUGACAGAAAAAGCAAGAAUAAAGCUUGUUAAAUUAUGUGUAUCUGACCUGGUGGAAAAGCAUGGAUUUACUGAAAAAGUGGCUCUAGCAAAGAACAUCAUCGCUGUCUUCCCUGAGAGUCCAGGUGGAUGGAAACGGGGAAGGAUUUAUUCUCAUUCUGGAUUUUUGGAAAUGAGACUGCGCAACAUUCGUCGAAAGCUAGAAGAUGGUCAGCGGCGUUAUAGGUCAAACAAACGACGCUGUGAAGAUGGUCCUAAUCCGGACAAGGAGGAGGAAGAUGGUAGUGGGACAACUGAGUGGAUCAACUUGAUGAAAAGGCUCAGGCCUUCUACAGACAACAUUUCAUCGAUCAAAGCAGCAAUGCAGAAAACCUUCACCUGGCGCAGAUCAUGGAUAGCCAAACAUUCCCCCUCCCUGUCUGAAAUCUUUGAGGAAUACCCACACUUCUUGGAUAUGCCAACUCUGCUUGAUACAGAGUUUGGUAAAAUGUUUGAGGGAAAAGGAGAUUUGUUCUUAAGAAGAUGGGAGGCUACCAUCAUUCCCAAGUUGAAGGCAAUUGCCAUCAUGGAGACAGGUGAUCUUGCAUCUCUUAAGGACAUGGAAAACCAGAAUGAAGAUGAGAAGUGUUACACUAUGCUUGUAGUCCUUACACAUCUUCUGCCACCAGUUGCAAUGAGUCGCUGUUCAGUGAAGUUUGCAUUAACAUUCCUUGUUGAUUUUGUUCCAGCUGGAAGCAGCAUUGCUUCUCUUUGUGAUGACUGUUCUUCACAGACCAACCAGCCCCAGCUAAUCUGUGUUGGAAAUCUGAGGGCUGCCGCAAAGCAACAUGUCAUCGUUGGAAAGAGUGACCGAAUCACUGUUCCCCUUGAAGAAGGACUGACAUCUGCUGUGGACAAGCUAUUUAAGCUCUACUGGGUGUGUAACCUGGCCUAUCCAUGUCAGCUAAGCUCCGUGUUCUGCUUCUUUGAACACAUCUAUGACAUGCCUCUCUCAACUAGCCGGAAAGCUAAGGUACUGAAGCUCAGUUCGAAGGUUAAAGCAUCACAAUUCACAGCAUAAUGUACACUUGUCCAGAAUGUCGACAGUCACAAUUCACAGAAGUAAAGAAGCUAAUUUGGCAUCUUCGUGAAAUACAUGCAUUGUCAAAGGGACUGAACUUCAUUCUUAUUUGCAGCCAGGAUGGUUGU
Messenger RNA from Astyanax mexicanus (Mexican tetra), 2083 nucleotides. RefSeq lists its product as uncharacterized. The transcript is spliced from 7 exons. NCBI's taxonomy places the organism in Eukaryota, Metazoa, Chordata, Actinopteri, Characiformes, Acestrorhamphidae. The record is from RefSeq and is a predicted model, not a curated record. Bases 777 to 1955 code for a protein of 392 amino acids.